AUGUCAUCCACCGAUGUUCACGACCAAGAAAUAGACGCGCGAUCCCGCUCGGCACUUGCUUCGACACGGCGCAACCUCCGCUACCUCUACGACCCGAAAACCGCGCCCAAUGCCGUGUCUUCACGCCGCACACGCGCACUUCUCCGUGUCGUGCGCUCCGGAAUCAUUUUCGCUUUCUGGAAGCUUGUACGGUAUGCGAAAUACGUUGCAAUUGGUUCGCUGGUGGCGACGAUAGGUGCUGGGGCUUUUGGCACAUUUGUUAGUGGGGCGGGAUUCGUGUUAGCCCCGACGGGCAUUGCGGGCACAAUUUUCGCCGCGACAGUUUGGGGGGCGGGGAGGUUUGCUGUUAAGAAGGUGAAGAAGAGGUGGGGCAUAGGACAGAAUUACGAGGAUGAUGAAGAGGAGUGGGAGGACAGGAGACACACGGGAAGGAGGAUCGACUUCGGCGCGGAGGCUAUGCCUUGGUGA
Messenger RNA from Alternaria alternata, 468 nucleotides. RefSeq lists its product as hypothetical. The record is from RefSeq and is a predicted model, not a curated record. Bases 1 to 468 code for a protein of 155 amino acids. The transcript has a single exon. Lineage: Eukaryota; Fungi; Ascomycota; Dothideomycetes; Pleosporales; Pleosporaceae.